Messenger RNA from Camellia sinensis, 1080 nucleotides. Lineage: Eukaryota; Viridiplantae; Streptophyta; Magnoliopsida; Ericales; Theaceae. The record is from RefSeq and is a predicted model, not a curated record.
UUCAUUUAACUUUACUAUUAUACCAUGUAUAUGCAUUUAUUUGUGAUUGUGCUUUGUUACUAUCUAUUGUUACAAUUGAGUGAUUAAAUACUUACGAGCUUGUCCAAUGUAAAACACAUUCUCCAUCAAAAAGUAAAAAAUAAAAAUUACAAAACUCUCUCUUGGAAAGGAGUGAAGAUAGUACUCACCAUGACAAGAAUUGUUCUUCUUUUUGUCCUCUUUAGUCUAAAUUACCAUUCUCAUGCGGAUUUAAUAGCUGAUACCUGCAAGAAAUCUGAAUAUCCCGAUCUUUGCAAUUCGACUCUAAGGUCAGACCCUCGCAGUGCAAAGGCAGAUGCCACAGGGCUUGCUCGUAUCAUGCUUGAAGCUGCACUUAUUAAAGCUUCUACUACUUUCAAUCAAGUGAAAAAAUUACUUAGCAAGACAACAGAUCCUGUUCUCAAAGAAUAUCUCACCACUUGCACUGAUUUGUAUGAAUCAAUCGUCGAAGAAAUUCCUAAAGCCAUUCAGAAUGUGGGGUCAGAUAACAAUGAAGCUAUCCAUCAAGGAGAUUUGGCCAUUACUGAUGCUGACACUUGUGAUUUUGUAUUCAGUGAUGGACCUAAUAAGCGUAAAUUACCUUUCACGGCUGACAAUAUUGCCGUGCAAAACCUAGUAGCAAUUGCUGAGCAUAUUUUAGCUUCGCUUGGUUAAAUUUCAUCUUUGUAAACCAGAUUCUAUCUUUGUUUUCAAUAUGGAAUGAAUAAAUGAACUUCUUAGUUUUUUUUUUCUUCAUACGCCUGCGUUCUUACUUUCUCACGAUUUAAUACUUGUAGGGCUAAGGAUUAGUGUUGUUUUUUGGUUCAAUCUUGGCAUUUGUUUUGCUCUUAUCACCAAAAAUGCUCAUGGCAUUUAGGAAUCAUGUCCUUUAAAGGUUAUUAAGAUAUUGACAGCACUGCUGAUAUACGAAGCUAUAGUUACAGAGAAUAAUAGUUGAAAGUCAAGGCAUGGUAGCGGAGUCGUCGAAACUUUCUCCAAGGCUUCUCUUGGGAUUUUUCCAUUGCCAUUUUUUGUUCUUUUGUUUAUCUUGCUUUCAUUUUC